Molecule: messenger RNA, 6106 nt
Organism: Stylophora pistillata
Lineage: Eukaryota; Metazoa; Cnidaria; Anthozoa; Scleractinia; Pocilloporidae
Cellular component (GO): cytoplasm
Source: RefSeq, a predicted model, not a curated record
AGUCUGUGGCUAGUUGGCUACCGUUAGUGUCGAGCCCUGGACCUUACGAUAUGAUUUUGCAUCCAUGUCAUGUUCUUGUAAACUUAAUUAAUUGUUUCGCGAGCUUCGCAUUUUCUAAAUGAAACUAUCUUCACUUUAAAAGUUCAGAAUAUGCUUCAAAAUAUUGGUCAAACUAUAAACGUCUUAAUAUUUUAUUGUUUGUUUCUGUGGUUGUUGAGCGAUGAACUGGAUUAGUUACCGACAUACAGGACAAUGAGAAGUUAGUAUCUCACCGAGGAACUCCAUCAAAUAUAGAGGAGCAAUAACUUGGAAUAGCCUUUCCAGAAAAGAAUCUUCGAUGGAUCCCAGCAUGGAAGGAAUUGCCGCUCCCGCUGAGGCAGAAAGUGCCAAAUCGUCGGAAUCCACACCUGACCCUGAAAAAGAGACAAAUAAGAGACGCAAGAAGAAGAAGAAGAAGAAGAAGAAGGAGGAAGAAAUGGUCAGUGAUGCCCUCGGGAAUGAAGCUGAAAUUGGUGAAUCGUCUAAAAAGGCGUCAGAAAAUGAAGAUCAAGAAGAAGAUGCAAAUAAAAGUUUUGAUUUAGAAGACAAGAUUACUCUAGCGAAAGAAAGCGAGGAACAUGACAUCCAGCUCAGUGAAACAGCAAGCAAAAAGAAGAAGAAGAAGAAGAAGAAGAAGAAGAAAAGUAAAAAGGACAGUUUGGUCCCUGAGGUGAAUUUGAAUCCUGAGAAUAAUAAAAAUGACAACGAGGAUAUGUCUAGUACCCUAAAGAAAGUCGAUCCCAAGUCUAGCUUUGUGGAGGAAGGCAUUAAAGAUCCAGCUGUAGUGGAAAGUGACGGGCAAGAAGCUGGGGAAGAUGGUCAUCCACCAACAGAACGUAGAGAUGUUUUGAGUGGGGACACUAGGCGAGACAGUGGUGAGGAAUUCAGUGACAAAAACGAAGAGUCAAAACCAGCUGGAAGAGACGAGAAACUCGCCCUUGUUUCAGUUGAAGAGAGUGGAAGGUCAACUCCUGAAGCCGUGACAGAAAGAGAGACAGCUGAAUCAGCAGCAGCAGCAGCAACAACAACAACAACAACAACAACAACAACAACAACAACAACAACAACAACAACUGCUAAUGGGGCAGUCAGUGACCCUGUUGUAGAUAGUGCUUCUAUAGACUUGCCUUUGGAAGACGAUGAGAAGUCUGAUACUGAAGACGACUCAUACCAUGUGCCAUUAGAUAAUGAGGGGAGAAACGUAUUGUGUGUUUACAAGCUUAUUUAUGGAGUUGGUCUCGAAGCUCUUAGAAAUUUGUUCAUGGACAUCAAUCCAACUUGGUCCAAUCAGCCAUCUGAUGCAGCAGCAUUCGAUAAAGGGAAGAUGAAACUUACUAAAGAUGAAGAAGUCAGUUUCAAAAAGGGAAAUAUCCAUGAAUGGGAUUUCUCACUGAUCACAAACAGUCUUCUUUUUUCGAACGCUUGUGCUCCGGAGGUGAACCGCAGACCAGGCUGUGACACUGCCCUGAAGGAAUUAAAGAAGUGUCGUAAUAAAUUGCUAGGCCAUCCCUCUACAGACAAGAUGUCCGAUGCACACUUCAACCACUACUGGCCUCUUCUUUCAACCCACUUAAGUACAGUUGGUGCUGAUCCGAAUGCGAUAGCCGAAAUAAAGUUCCAGUCAGAUGAAGUCCUUAAUGCUGGAGGACACUACAAGGAGUUGUAUUUGACAGAACGAGCGAAAUUUAAUCCUUUGGAAAAGAAGCUGGAUGAGUUAACGAGCAAGUUCGAAACCUUUGUUGCUGAUUAUUCCAAUAAUUCUACCGACAAAACUCCCAUUAGUCCAAGAGAACUUAGUGGCCCUAACUGGGAUGAAUUUUUGAAGUUUUGCGACGCGGUUGGUGACUUUGACACACGCAAGAACCAGUACAUUCUUGUUACCGACGCUCUCUCGCGAGAUAAUCUCGGAUACUUUUCCAUUUUGAGAAGUAUACCCUGGAAGAUGGUGGUAGAUUUCGAUCCCAUGUCAGAAGAGAAAGGGUUGUAUCACUCCUUUAUUUCAGAGGAAGGACAAGGUAGUCUAGUGAGCAUGACUACACCAGCAGAGGUCAAGGGAAGUUCCAUUGUAAGCCUUGCACGUCAGAUUGAUCCCAGUAAAACGCAAUGGUUGUUUGUCAAAGGAAGAUCAAGUGACACGGAUGGUAAGAUACAGAGUUUUCCUGAGUGGGAAUCAUCUUCUGUCAAAGACAUUUCAAGAUUUUUUGGAUGUUGUUGUGAUCCGGACAAGUUUGACAGACAGAAGCCCGUGGUGUGCCUUAUUCUUCCAUAUUGCCAAGAAAGUGCACCAUAUCUGGAAGUAACACUGAGUCGACUCUUCGAGAACUUUGAUGAUCAGUUCAGCUUGCGAACAGUAUCUCUUAAGCAAGAGAAAAGCUUAUCAGUUUUUAACAAGGUCAAAGUACGAAGAGUACAGCUAUGCCCAAGGCUUGUCCAUCUGGGUUUGAAAGAGAUGCUUUCUUCAUCUGCAAAGCAACAGUUUCGAAUGCCCACCUCCCAAGCCAAGGUUUACGUAGAACUAACAGAGAAAGAGUUCCUUUACUUGAAUGAACAUCUUGAUAUUCUGUAUGAAGGCUGCGAAGGCUUACCAGACAGCUCAAAUGACCCGUUAGAUGAUGAUUUACAGAUAAGAAACUUUCUAGAGGAGCACAGGAAACUCUUUAUGUCGGGAAAUCAAAUUUCAUUUGCAAGUCUUUAUGACAACCAUGAUGCCAAGAGAGAAAUUGAAAAGGGCAUUCAGAUCCAUGUCCAGCGUGUUUUAGACAAUGGACUUACACGAUCAAUGAUGGUGGUUAUUAAGCACUUGCCAGGUACUGGAGGCACCACUAUUGCUCGCCGCGUGAUGUGGGACCUUCACAAAGCGUACCCAUGUGCUUUCGCGGACUUAACUUCUCAUAUGUACUUCGAAGAAGACAGCAGUUACGCCAGGAAACUUGCUGAUCGGAUUGCCGCGUUGGAAGAAAUCUGCCAAACUUCCCCCGUUAUUCUGGUUGAUGGAAAGCAAUCAGGGUCAAUCGAAAGCAUCGCUAACAAAACUAUAAGGAUACUAGGUAACUUAGGAAAGCGAGCCCUUCUCUUGUGUUGCCAACACGGUUCGAAGACCUCAACGAAGGAACCUCAAGAACUAUCUUGUGUCCAUAAUGUGUUUUACGUCGAUGCCAAGCUCGAAGACUCAGUGGCUGAUCUGAAUGAAUUUGAUUCAAAAUACAAGGAAUUUAUAGAGAGGUCCCUAGCCGAGAAGCCCGUUUCAGGACCUUGUCGAGUGUUUCAUUUUCCUCUCCUGGCAAUGAUGCAAGAAUUUCGACCCAAGCUGAAGAAGAUAGUCGAAGAUACAUGGAACGAGAUGGAAAAUCUUCAACAGCAAAUUGCCAUUGUGGUAGCUUUCCUUCAGAAGUAUGCCAACCAGCCGACACCAUCGUUACUCCUCUAUGAUGCUUUCAAGAGCUACAUUCGUCUGGAAUGUGGCAAAACUGUCACAUACAGCGACAUUAAGCACCUGUUCUCAGAGCAUUUACUGAACUUGAUGGUACCCUCGAACCCUUGGCUACGUCGAAGAAAGUUGUUCCAUUCCAUGGAACCAUCCCCUCAAAGUUAUACAUUUCAACAUCACUUGGUGGCGGAGAUGUUGGUGAAAAAGUGUCUGCAGGAGCAAGGCUGUGAUUUGUUUCAAGUGGUGAAUCAAUUUCUUCAAUUUCCGAUUUAUAAGCGUGACAACAUUGAGUUCCUGAAACUUUUUGAAGGGCUUUUCCUCUACAACAAGGACUGUCAGAAGAAGCUGAAGUUUUCGCUUCUUUUUGAGGAGCUUAAAAGCAUCAACCCGGAACGAGCUGGAGAAGUGUUUUGCGAAGCAGCAGAAAAGACUGGUCACUCAGCCAUAUUCUCCCACGCAGGACGUUUUUUUGCCAAGCUGGAACCCCCCGCGUUUCAAGAGGCAAUGAAGCUAAUAGAUCAAGCCUUUCAAGUCAAUACUUCUGGCUCCAGACCAGCAUUCAGAAGCAUUUGUUAUACCAAGGGGGUAGUACUUUACAUUCAGCUGAAACACAUGAUUUCCAAUGGCAAAGUUAAAGAUCUGAAUGCUCUCGAGGAGCAGGCAAGCAAGGCCUUAGAGGCUUAUAAACAAGCUCGCGGCUUUCCCCUUAAUUCUCCAAAAACCUUAAUUAGUGAGGUAGAGGUAUGGCUUGCAUGCCUUGGAUGGAUCAUGAGAAUCUACUGCAAGAGGGAUUCUGAGAAAACCAUCAAGUUUCUAGCCAAUCAGUGUCCCUCGUUCUUUCGCACCUGUGUGAGUGACUCGUUUUAUCUUCUUGACGUCGCUGACAGAAUCAUUCAAAGUGAGCCAAACCUAAAUGAACCAGAGGAAACUCAAAGAUGGUGUAACAGUGCUAGGCUUGCUCUAAUGAAGUCGUUUGGUACUAGUUCUUCUUCAACCGGGCGUGGACGAGACGCAGAAGAUGUAGUUCAAGCUUGUAAGGCACUUUGCAGCGCUAAAAACUUUCCAAGGACUUCUACGUUAGAGUUAAAAAAGCUGCAGGCCCAUUUCAUUUUGAAUUCUAGUGAUCAGAUCGAAUCUCUAAAGCAAGAACAUCUUGAAUUUUUGCUUAAACUGUUAGAGGAAAUUGUGCUUCAGGAACAUCAGUACCGCUUGGCCUACCACUUAAUGAAGGUCUGUGUACUGGUAUCAGGACCUCGGCGUUACAGCCUCGAACAAGGCAUCAAUGUUUGCGACAAGUGGCUGGAGGUUGCUAAUCACGGUUGUCUUCCUUACUUCUAUCAAAUGGCCAUCCUUUUCUUAAAGAUCCUUGACGGUCACGUAAUCGAAUUCAUGCCGAAGUACCUGAAAGCCUUGAAAAUGUGCCGAGAGAAGUCACAGAACCACUGUCGCAGUAGCCAGUCAACGUUGUUUGUGAGUAAAGAAGGGGAAGGAAUGCCGCGCCUUGUUACUCGCAGUACCUUGUUCCGUGGUGAAACGGACUAUUCAACCGAUUUUUCCGAGACGGUCACAAGGUUCUGGCUCGUCGGUAGUAGAAAGAAAUUGCUUGAAUGCAAAGGUAGGAUCCGUGUAGAACCAUCCUCUGAUAGGGGAAAAAAGUAUCCCUACAUCGAAUUGCCACAAGGAAACGUGGCCCUCUACGUGGGAAAGAAUGCAGAUAUUGGUAAAGUGGACAGGGAUUUCACCAAAGGACAGCUGGUAUAUUUUGUUGUUAGUUUCAACCUUCAGGGUCCAGUUGCAAACGGAAUAACCUUCACCCCACACCAACCUUCUCCUCGCUAGAAGUACAUACCGACAAAGGUAAACUUGCAAGCUGCUUAUGAUAUUCGAAAAGAACUGUCAUUUUUGGAUGGAAGCAAGUCACUGCUAAUUUAGUUUUGUUAAAUAGCUCAAACACGAUUCAGAUAAAAAGAAAAACUUUUAUAUCUUCUCUACGGUUUACAUUUGAUGAAUUGUAAAAAUUAGGAUUUCAUAAAUGAAAACUACCAAGUUUAUGUUGUUAAUCGUCUAAGACAUUAACUGGACUAUAAAUAGUCUAAGAUUUAAACAUGUCAUGUAAAUGUCUGAUGUAAACAUUUUUAGGAAUGCCCUGCGUUUCUUGACUUGAGAAGCAAGUACAUUUGCUAAAAGGGUCUCAUUUACUUUUUUGUUCUCUUUCAGUGCAAUACUGGUUUUUCUUGUUUGGGUUCGUAUCUACUUUUUGUAUUAGUUGCUUUUAGUAGUGUUGGGUGUCAAGCUAAAUACCGCCGUCUUAAAGCAAGAUGCGGCUCUUAAGAUAGAGGCGGAUAACUAUUAUCUUAUCAUAGGGAUACAGACAAACACUGCUUGGAGGCAGUAGUGCAUUGACUCUGGCUUUUUUGUUUGUGUAAGAGGUAGCGGUAAAACUGCUUCUCAUAAUAAUUAUGGUUAACUUGUUAUUUUAAUAGGAACUAAUUCGCAGAUUUUUGAUAUAAAGCACUGCAAAACAGAGUGCUGAAAUGGAGGCAAUGAAUUAGUUGAGUGGUGUGGAGCAUUGAUUUCUGAUAAUCAUUUUUAACGCGGGUUGAUAUUAAGAGCUUGUGAAUAAACACUAACAUCGUGAUA